AUGAGCUGCCCCACUGAUAAAAGGCGCUCCCUGGUGGCUUUCCUGCGCCGGCUGCGCGACCUCGGACAGCCCCCCACGUCCGCCACAUCCAAGGCGAGCGCUCCCCGCGAGCCAAAAGAGGUGCCCCUCUGCCCGCUGGUGACAGGUGCUAAGACUCGGGACGCCACCUCCCUGCCUGGACCCACCAACUGGCCACUGCUAGGCAGUUUACUGGAGAUUUUUUGGAAAGGGGGCCUGAAGAAACAGCAUGACACUCUGGCCGAGUACCACAAGAACUACGGUGAGAUUUUCCGGAUGAAGCUGGGCUCGUUCGACUCGGUGCACCUGGGCUCGCCGAGACUGCUGGAAGCUCUGUACCGCACCGAGAGCGCGCAUCCCCAGCGACUGGACAUCAAGCCCUGGAAAGCCUACCGCGACUACCGCAACGAGAGCUACGGGUUGCUGAUCCUGGAAGGAAAAGAGUGGCAGAGGGUCCGCAGCGCCUUCCAAAAGAAACUAAUGAAGCCGGUGGAGGUCAUGAAGCUGGACAAGAAAAUCAAUGAGGUCUUGGCUGAUUUUAUGGGAAGAAUGGAUGAGCUGUGUGAUGAAGGAGGCCGCAUCAAAGACUUGUACAGCGAACUGAAUAAAUGGUCCUUUGAAAGUAUCUGCCUUGUACUAUAUGAGAAAAGAUUUGGGCUUCUUCAGAAGGAGGUAGGGGAGGAGGCACUGACCUUCAUCACCGCCAUCAAAACGAUGAUGAGCACAUUUGGAAAGAUGAUGGUGACCCCUGUGGAGCUGCACAAGACCCUCAACACCAAAGUGUGGCAGGAGCACACACUGGCCUGGGACACCAUUUUCAGAUCAGUCAAGCCUUGCAUCAACAACCGCUUGGAGAAAUACUCCCAGCAGCCCAGUGAAGAUUUCCUUUGUGAUAUUUAUCAGCACAAUCGCCUUUCCAAGAAAGAACUGUAUGCUGCUGUCACAGAGCUCCAGCUGGCUGCGGUGGAGACGACGGCCAACAGCUUGAUGUGGACUCUCUACAACCUAGCCCGGAACCCCCAAGUACAGCAGAGACUUCUUCUGGAAAUCCAGAGCAUGUUGCCCAAGAACCAGACGCCACGGGCAGAAGACGUGAGGAAUAUGCCCUACUUAAAGGCCUGUCUAAAAGAAUCCAUGAGGGUCACCCCAAGUGUGCCGUUUACAACUCGGACCCUGGACAAACCAACGGUUCUGGGUGACUACGCUUUACCCAAAGGAACACUGUUGACGCUAAAUACCCAAGUGCUGGGUUCCAGUGAAGACAACUUUGGAGACUCCGACCAGUUUAGACCUGAACGCUGGCUUCAAAAGGAGAAAAAGAUCAAUCCCUUUGCCCAUCUCCCAUUUGGCCUUGGGAAGAGGAUGUGCAUUGGGCGCCGACUGGCUGAGUUACAGCUCCACUUGGCUCUUUGCUGGAUCAUCCAAAAAUAUAAUAUUGUGGCUACAGACAACGAACCUGUGGAGAUGCUGCAUCUCGGCAUCUUGGUACCCAGCCGGGAGCUGCCCAUUGCAUUCUGUCUGCGGUAG
Molecule: messenger RNA, 1545 nt
Organism: Psammomys obesus (fat sand rat)
Lineage: Eukaryota; Metazoa; Chordata; Mammalia; Rodentia; Muridae
Product: 1,25-dihydroxyvitamin D(3) 24-hydroxylase, mitochondrial
Exons: 11
Coding region: 1-1545 (514 amino acids)
Biological process (GO): cholesterol metabolic process; cortisol metabolic process; cellular response to peptide hormone stimulus
Cellular component (GO): mitochondrial inner membrane
Molecular function (GO): monooxygenase activity; iron ion binding; heme binding
Source: RefSeq, a predicted model, not a curated record